Molecule: messenger RNA, 3681 nt
Organism: Mytilus californianus (California mussel)
Lineage: Eukaryota; Metazoa; Mollusca; Bivalvia; Mytilida; Mytilidae
Exons: 11
Coding region: 281-1654 (457 amino acids)
Molecular function (GO): NADH dehydrogenase activity
Source: RefSeq, a predicted model, not a curated record
UUCAAAGUCAAAAUCCAGGACGUUAUAUUCCUUUGCCGGGAAUUUAUUUACGCUGACGUCUUCUAUCGGAUUUUGGACACAGUUACAAAAUCGUUUAAUAGAGUAAAACAUAACUUAUAAGAAACACGCUUAUUCCAGACAAUUAAGAGGAGAAAUCCUUCCAAAUCUGAUAUUGAAAUGUUUGGUAUAUGCACAUUUUACAUAACAUUAGUGUGACACACAGUGUCAGGAAUACUUUAUACUUAUUGUUGAAAUAAUUGAAGAAUAGAAUUGUGUCGAAAUGGCCUUAAGAGCAAUUAGACUGCUAGUAAGUAAAGGAAAGACUAACUUAGCUAGAAUAAAUGACAUUACAAAUCCAACAUCGACAGUAAAACGUGAAAGACUAGUUAUUCUUGGAACAGGUUGGGGAAGUUACAGUGUAUUGAAGACAAUAGACAAAAACAAAUUUGAUGUGAUAGUUGUCAGUCCAAGGAACCACUUCCUGUUUACACCAUUGUUAUGUAGUACAACUGUUGGGACUCUAGAAUUUAGAUCUGUCAUAGAACCUGUUAGGAACACAAUAUUUCGGCAGCCGGAUCAUUUCCACUUAUCAUUUGCUACAAAACUAGAUAUUGAAAACAAAAAAAUACAUUGUGAGAGUGUAUUGAAAUCUGAGCUGAAAUAUACAAUAGACUUUGAUAAACUGUUGAUUGGUGUAGGAGCUUUGAGUAAUACAUUUAACGUGCCUGGCGUUCAGGAACAUUCCUUCUUUCUCAAGGUAAGAUUUAACGUGCCUGGCGUUCAGGAACAUUCCUUCUUUCUCAAGGAAGUAGCAGAUGCCAGGAGAAUAAGGAACAGAAUAUUAAAGAAUUUUGAAUUGUCGGUACAGCCAGGAAUAGAAGAAUCAGAAGCAAAUAGGCUAUUACAUACAGUCAUUGUAGGAGGGGGACCAACCGGUGUGGAGUUUGGUGCAGAGCUUUAUGACUUUGUAGAACAGGAUAUUUCCCGUCUGUAUAAGCAGAAGAAACAUCAUGUAAAUGUAACCCUCGUAGAAUCUAAUCAGAUCCUCGCAUCGUUUGAUGAAAGUCUAAGGAAAUAUGCAGAGAAAAAGAUCAAAGAAAGAGACAGGUUUCAACUGGUCAAAUCAAUAGUAACAGAGGUGAAAAAAGAUUGUGUUAUAUUAAGUAAUGGAGAGACAAUACCAUGUGGAAUGGUUGUAUGGAGUGGCGGUAUAGCUCCCCGACAGUUUGUCAGUGAUUUAGAUCUGAAAAAAAAUAAACAAGGACAGAUAUUGACAGAUAAAUACCUGCAUGUUUUAGGAGAUGACAGUAAGAGUGUAUUUGCAAUAGGAGAUUGUGCUGAUAUACAAGACAUGCCAUUACCAUGUACUGCUCAGGUAGCAGAAAGAGAAGGCAGAUACUUAGCUAAGAUGUUAAAUCAUGGUAAAGAAUUUGCUGAACCAUUUGAAUUCCAGAGCAUGGGCAUGCUGGCUUAUAUUGGGAAAUAUCAGGCCCUUACAGAUGUAAAACAAAUCAAAAUGCAAGGUUUCACAUCAUGGAUAGUAUGGAGAUCAGCCUAUUUAACAAGGUUAGGAAGUUGGAGACUAAGGAUGCAGGUUCCCAUAGACUGGCUUAAAACUUUAAUGUAUGGAAGAGAUAUAUCUAGAUUUGAUUAAAAUCUGAAGACUGGUUUAACACUUUUCUAUAUGACUCAAAUAGCUUUUAGAUUUGAAUAUAACCUUAACAAAUGGCUUAUGAUUUUACACUUAGGUAGAAUUUUGUUAGAUCUGAAUGAAAUCAAUCGACUGAAUAACCGGAUUUUCGAAGGAAAAAUCGGUUAUUGAUUUGGGGAUGUAUGGGGGUGGCUGCCAAACAGUGUUCGUUCAUUAACAUGAAAACGCUUUGAUGAAAUCUUUUCAAAUUUAGAUAUGUUGUUUCCUGUGACUAAAUGAAGGUCAAGUUCAAUUUUCAUGAUUUUAACUGUUCUCGUUGUUGAGUUGUAGACCUUUCAGAAGCAAAAGUGAUACUUAUAAUAUGAUUUAUUUAUUUUGAGUUAUUUCCCUUUGAACAGAAAGGGUGUAAUUAAUAAGUAUAUGGAUAGAUAGUCUAUCAAUGAUUAUAUCUGUUUUAUUCAUGCAAUAAUUUCCACCUUUUAUCAAGAUAACAAACAUGUGGUAAUUAUCAACUAACAAAAUUAUAAUUGGAGUGACAGAUUUAUUUGAAAAUUUUGUGUUUCCUAAGUGUUGUUGAUGAUAAUCUCUGUAGGACUGUAUAAUUAUAGUUUGAAAUUUACUGCUCAUUAUUAUAUAUUUGUUUUACCUCAUUUGGAUCAAAUGGCUAUGUGAUUUAUUUCCAUCACUCAGCAUCUGUCAUCAUCGGUGUCCAUACUAGUCGUAAACUUUUACACUCCUCAGAAACCACAGGAUUAAUUUCAACCGAAAAAUUUAACUGAAUAAUCCUUAGAGUAUCUAGUAAAAAGUUAUUUUGUUUGUUUCUGUCACUCAACCAACAUGGCCACCAUGGUUAGAAUAGAACAUAAGAGUAAAUGCAUUUAUUGUGGACAAAAAUGCUCAGGAGUUAUUGCCCUUAAAUUAUGAUUCUGGACUAAUUUUUUAGUUUUUGCCUUUUUUCUUGAAAACUACAACAUCUACAAGUAUUCAAAUAUGACUGAACCAUAGGAUGAAAAUUACCAUUUAAUGAUGAUUUUUGACUAAUUGUGAGUGAUUGCUUAUUAUUUCAAUUUUUAACUGGUGAGUGAUUUCACCUGUGCUUUUAAAUAUGUUGUAGUAUUGUAUCUAUUUUGUCACAUUUUUCACUGGUUUAUCUAAGUUAUCAAGUAACUAGUGUUAUAUCUUUAUGGGAAAAUGUGAAAAGUCACAAUUAAGAAAUAUAUUUUGAAAUUUUUAUGGUCAUAAAUAUAAGAAAUAUAUUUUGAAAUCUUUAUGGUCAUAAAUAUAAGUAACAGCUUUAAAAAACCAACUAGGAAAUAAUGCCAUACUGUGAUGAUAUACUUAUUGUUUGUUGUUAUUUAUGAAAACGACUUAAAUUUUAUUUAUUAAGUCAUGGCUGACAGUUUUGAUAAACUUAUGAUGUCUCUGCUUUUUAAAUGACACAAAAAUGUGCAGACUGAAAUUGCAGGAUCAUAACAUAUGAUUGACAAUAACAUGAACAUAUAGGUACCAAUACCUGAAUUUUUUUCCCCCUUUUUGGUGUUUAGUUUACCCCAUUAUUUCAUCAUGAAAAAUUAAAAUUAGUAACAUACAUUUCAUUUGUGCCAAGUCAGCGAAUUUUCUGUUAUAUUAAAAAAGGUGUACAUGGUGUUCUGUUUAAAUCUUACAUGAAAAUGUAUGGGUAUUUAUGACAAACCUAUCUUAUAUUUUCUUCUUUGUAGGAUGACUUUAAAAAUUUUAUGUAUUUGGGCAUUCAUUUUACAGUUAUAUUGUUGGCAGCUAGUAAUAUUAAAAAAAAUAUUAAAAUAUGGAUCACAUUUUGUAAUCCUCAAGGGAGGCAUUAAUGUAUACAGAGAAGGGAAAUAUUUUCCUUUAACCAAAUGAUGUCUGUGUUAUUGUAGUUGUCAUACUGACUUUGUAUUACUAGUGUGAUUGUCACGGAUGAUUGUUUAAAUUUUAUAUUGUGUUCCUUAGAACUUACAGAGAGCUCUUGUUUAAUAUACAUUUAUAUGUAAAUAAAAAUAUAAUUUUGA